GCGCUUCCGAGCGAGCGCACACACACUUCGUCGAAACCCAAAAGAAUAAGGCAAAAAAUAUAAGCUCAACUCCAUUUUACAAAGCUCAGAAGUGUUGAAUUCUCGUUCAUCAUGUCGUCUCUGCCUUUUCCUCACUUGGAACACACGUCCGAGUCCGGGCACGACGGGCCAUUCUACAACCCAUCGUUCGAUACCAGUUCGUUCCAGAUGAAUCCCCUUUCCUCGCACCCACCACGCACCCCACGCGCCUCACACGUAUCAUCUGCAUCUCAUAUACACUCCCACUCCCACUCACAGACUUACGGCAGUGCGAGUGUAUACGACGAGAAAAGUGAUGGAUCACAGCAGACGAUCGAACAGCAGCAGCACGAUGAUGAUGAGGAUGGCUCAGAGCUUAAUGAAGAGGAUGUGAAGGUCCAGGAGGCAGAGAAGAAAGUGCACACGCAUGACGUGUGGCGGGAGAUGCUGGUCACGAGCAAUGGGCGGGAUAAGGCUUUCAAAAUAAUACAGUAUUCAAUACGUGUGUAUCUCGUCUUUCAUACGUCGCUCGUUGCCAGUCGGCUUUUCCGCAAACUUGGAUCCACAAGGCCACCAUGGGAGGUCGAGCUUGUUAGACGACUCGAGAGUGCUCGGGGUGGGCUAUCAUUCACGAGGAAAACACUCAUUCUGUUCAACUGGCUAGCGCCUCUCUCCACCAUAAUGGCACAGCAAUCUGUACCUUUCUCCGCAGAACACCAUGCGGCACUCUCCCAAUCCGCUAUCAUCCCACCCCACCCUCCAAGCAAGCUCGACAAUGCCAAACCUUUCCUUCAAGCACUUCUUAGUGCGCCUCCACCCGUCCUCCUCGAGCUUGUCAACGGGCUGUCAGACGAUAUGUACACGUUCUCUAGGCUCGGGCUUAUUGGAAAACGCGCUGGCGAACGAGCAGCACGAUUUUCAGACUGGUGUUGGUUCCUCGGUACACUAGUGGGUCUUGUCGAAAAUGGCGUAGAACGAAAUAUCGUGGACAAUAUGCAGACCGAAGUGGAGUCACGCAUGUAUAAGGAGUCUAUGGCUGGUGCCACCGCCAAGUCAAAACCUACAGCCUCAAAGCUAGAUGGAAAGGAACUAGCAAGACUACAGAGCAAGAGCUACUGGUUACAGGUAUCUCGUGCGAAGCUGGCUAUGGAUCUUAUCUUCGUUUCCUACGAUAUAUUCAGGAUCCAACGGUUCAGUGGAGUGAUCAAACCAUUCGCGGGACUUGCGGCUGCUAUUCUCAGCUCUGCCAAGCUCUUCGACAAACACAAGACGACGCUGGUGAAAGCACUCAGUAACUGAUCUGUAUCUUCGCUCGUUUCACUCUCGACCUUCGACCUUUGAUAUUUGCCCGCUAGUAGCUCUGCUCGGGCGGUCAUUUAGCCUCACGCUACAUGCCCAUUUGCUGGAUCUUUUAGUUAUUUCCCGUGUCUAGUUCUAGUUAUCUUUUCUCCUUCUAGUUCAAACUCAUCUGAGGCCUUUUGGGUCGAUAUCCUUUGCUGCUCAUGUUUCGUUCUGCUUUGUUAGAAGGCUGUACUUAGUGAUGGCUUCUACAAGUUAUAUGCUAAAAUAUCAUAGACGUCUCG
Molecule: messenger RNA, 1601 nt
Organism: Serpula lacrymans var. lacrymans S7.9
Lineage: Eukaryota; Fungi; Basidiomycota; Agaricomycetes; Boletales; Serpulaceae
Exons: 6
Coding region: 112-1317 (401 amino acids)
Biological process (GO): regulation of peroxisome size; peroxisome fission
Cellular component (GO): peroxisomal membrane
Source: RefSeq, a predicted model, not a curated record